CCUUAAUAAUCCAUUCACGUCAUUCUAAAACCCUAGCCACCGCUAGUCUGAUCGCUAAAGGCACUGGAGGGGUUUGGAAGGCCAAGCACUCUCGUUUGGCGCCCGAAGGACGCCGAUUCGCUGCUGCAUCUCCUACACCGACAAGAACGCCUACUUCCUCUACGGAUCAGGCGUAAAUGGCUGCUGCUACUGCUAACGCUGUGAACACUGUGACGGGCUACCUGAAAUCCAUUGAGCCCCUGAAUGGCACCAACUAUCCAAGCUGGUAUAAAGAUGUUCAGGUGGCCAUUGCUGUGUGCGAGUAUGAUCUUGCCUUACGUCAAGACAAGCCAGCAGAGCCCACUGAUCCCAAUGGUGAUCGUACUGCCAUUGAGAAGUGGGAGAGAUCAGACAGGAUGGCCAACAUGAUCAUUAAGAACACGAUCACUCCGGCCAUCUGUGGUGCUAUUCCUGAUAAGGACAAGGAUGGUAAUGAUCUGAGCGCCAAGGCAUACCUUGCCAAGGUGGAGGAGAACUUUAAGAGUUCUUCCAAGACUUAUGCUAGCACCCUGAUCAUGAAGAUGCUGACUUCACAGUAUGAUGGGAAAAGUGGAAUCAGGGAGCACAUUAUGAGCAUGUGUGACAUGGCAAGUAAGCUGAAGACACUAGAUAUGGCUAUCUCUGAUGGUUUUCUGGUGCACUUCAUCAUGACUUCUCUGCCAGUACAGUACAGUCCUUUCAAAAUAAGCUACAACACUCAGAAGGCGACUUGGAGCAUGGCUGAGCUCAUUAGCUACUGUGUUGAGGAAGAAUAAAGGCAGAAAGCUGAGAGGAUGAAGGAUGCUGUCAACAUGGUCAGCGAGCGCUUUGGGCGUGUUAGCAUGAGCAACACUCCUAAGCAUCAGGCUGAGUCUGGCAGCAGCAGGCAGCAUAAGAGAAAGUUUAAGGGCCAUAAGAGUAAGGCCGUGUCACAUAAGAAGACCUCUAAUGAGAGGUUGUGCAAGUUCUGCAAGUCACCUAAACAUGAGCCGAAGGAUUGCCAUGGAUUUAAGGAGUGGCUUAAGAACAAAGGUACAAUUACUGAUUAUGUAUCUUUUAUUGAUGAAUCAUUCUUAGUGAAUUUUUCUCCCAAUACUUGGUGGAUUGACUCAGGUGCCACUGUGCACAUUUCCAAUUCACUGCAGGUAUUCAGUUCGAUCCGAACUAUAAGAGAGGGGGAGCGAAGUCUAAGAGUGGCUGAUGGCAAUGAAGUGAAGGUUGAAGGCAUUGGGAGCUUCAAUCUGGAGUUACCAGGCGGCUUCAACCUUAGUUUGCAUGAUGUUCUUUAUGUUCCAAGUUUGAAGAGAAACCUUAUU
Molecule: messenger RNA, 1334 nt
Organism: Panicum virgatum (switchgrass)
Lineage: Eukaryota; Viridiplantae; Streptophyta; Magnoliopsida; Poales; Poaceae
Exons: 2
Coding region: 177-794 (205 amino acids)
Source: RefSeq, a predicted model, not a curated record